UCCUCUGAUUGUCCUAUUACAGACUUGUCAGUUCUGUAAAGCAGAGAUCUUAGAUCUGCAACGACUAUUUAAGGAGCUACCCGCCUUUAACGUACACACACAUUAAACACCUCAACUUUCUCUUUUGCACAUCAAUUGAGCGAUCUCACAGAAAUGCUGUGUUAAUUGUUAAGAUCUUACUACAUCCAGAGGUCCGAGCGCAGAGCGAGAGUUGGAGUCUGAAUCUUCCAUCUUCAUUUUAGAUCUGAUCAAGAUCAUGGUUACCACAUGCCAUUACCAAAUUUUUACUGUUCUUGUAUGCACAAUUGGUGCUAUUUUUACAUCUACUCCAAGUUCCUGCGCUUCUUCAUAAAUAUUGUAUUGUCCGCAGAAUUACAUAGUUUAGAACAAAGGAAAAUGGUGAAGAUUUGCUGUAUAGGAGCUGGAUAUGUGGGUGGCCCCACCAUGGCCGUCAUAGCACUCAAAUGCCCUUCCAUUGAAGUUGCCGUUGUAGACAUUUCUGUGCCUCGCAUUACUGCCUGGAAUAGCGACCAGCUCCCCAUCUAUGAGCCAGGACUUGAGGACGUAGUCAAAGAAUGCCGAGGCAGGAACCUCUUCUUUAGCACAGAUGUGGAGAAGCAUGUGCGCGAGGCUAAUAUCGUUUUUGUUUCAGUCAACACUCCUACCAAGACGAGGGGUCUUGGAGCAGGCAAGGCUGCAGAUCUCACUUACUGGGAGAGUGCAGCCCGCAUGAUUGCUGACGUCUCAAAAUCUGACAAAAUAGUUGUUGAGAAAUCAACUGUUCCAGUCAAAACUGCUGAGGCAAUUGAAAAGAUUUUGACUCACAACAGCAAGGGAAUUAACUUCCAAAUCCUCUCAAACCCCGAGUUUCUUGCUGAGGGGACCGCAAUCGAAGACCUUUUUAAGCCCGACCGAGUCUUGAUCGGAGGUCGGGAAACCCCGGGAGGCCAAAAGGCUAUCCAAGCAUUGAAGGAUGUUUAUGCCCAAUGGGUUCCUGAAGAUCGCAUCCUCACCACCAAUUUGUGGUCUGCUGAGCUCUCAAAACUGGCUGCCAAUGCAUUUUUGGCACAAAGAAUCUCUUCUGUGAAUGCCAUGUCAGCUCUCUGUGAGUCUACUGGAGCAAAUGUCUCAGAGGUGUCAUAUGCUGUAGGUAAGGACUCGAGAAUUGGUCCCAAGUUUCUUAAUGCUAGUGUUGGUUUCGGUGGCUCUUGCUUCCAGAAGGAUAUUCUGAAUCUGGUUUACAUUUGCGAGUGCAAUGGUCUUCCAGAGGUGGCUGAAUACUGGAAACAGGUAAUCAAGAUCAAUGACUAUCAGAAGAUUCGUUUUGUCAACCGCGUUGUUGCCUCCAUGUUCAACACAGUAUCAGGCAAGAAAGUUGCCAUUCUAGGUUUUGCUUUCAAGAAGGAUACUGGUGAUACUCGAGAGACCCCUGCAAUCGAUGUUUGCAAGGGACUGUUGGGAGACAAGGCUAAGUUGAGCAUAUACGACCCUCAGGUUAACGAGGACCAAAUCCAAAGGGACCUCGCAAUGAAUAAGUUUGAUUGGGAUCAUCCCCUUCACCUCCAGCCAAUGAGUCCCAGUAACGUGAAACAAGUGUCCGUCGUUUGGGAUGCCUACGCUGCAACAAAGGAUGCUCAUGCUGUUUGCAUUCUUACAGAGUGGGACGAAUUCAAGAAUCUUGAUUACCAGAAGAUAUAUGAUAACAUGCAGAAACCUGCUUUCAUAUUUGAUGGUAGGAACGUUGUUAAUGUGGAGAAACUUAGAGAGAUUGGAUUUAUUGUCUAUGCAAUUGGUAAGCCACUGGAUGCCUGGCUCAAGGACAUGCCUGCCGUUGCUUGAAAGCAUUAUUUUUUGGUUGGAUAUCAAAGAUACUAGUAAUCAGACAGUCAGCUGGAAUUCUUUACUAUUUUUUCAUCAGUUUUAAGUUCUUUUUUGUUUUGUCCCUUUGUAGACAGAGGACAGAGUCAUUGUCUACCACUAUUUGUUAUACUUUAUAUUUACGAGAAAAUGACAAAAAUAGUCUUUUAUGUUUGA
Molecule: messenger RNA, 2034 nt
Organism: Nicotiana tabacum (common tobacco)
Lineage: Eukaryota; Viridiplantae; Streptophyta; Magnoliopsida; Solanales; Solanaceae
Product: UDP-glucose 6-dehydrogenase 4-like
Biological process (GO): glycosaminoglycan biosynthetic process
Cellular component (GO): nucleus
Molecular function (GO): UDP-glucose 6-dehydrogenase activity; NAD binding
Source: RefSeq, a predicted model, not a curated record